AUGAAGGGCUUUGGUCACCACAAGGGGUUUGGUGGCUAUGAGGGCUUUGGUGACCAAGGCGGCUAUGGUGAACAUCAUGGCUAUGGCAGUUAUGACGAAUAUUACGGAGAGGUUGACCCGCACUUCUACAACUUCAACAAGGGCAAGGGACACAAGGGAAAGGGCCACGGGGGCAAGGGCAAGGGCUUUAUGGAAGGGCUCAUGGACAUGUUCUCGUACAAGCCCGAUGUGAGCUACUUCCCUAUUUGGCUUCCAAAAUUCAAGUUCUUUGUUAAGGAGGUACCGAUUCCCAUUCCGAAGCCGUAUCACGUCAAAGUGCCCGUCAAGGUGGCCAAGCCGAUCCCGUACCCCAAACCAUACCCGGUGGCCAAACCCAUCCAUAUCCCCGUACCUGUCCGCUAUGAGGUGCCCAUCUUUAAGGUCAAAGGCCACGGACAUGGCAAGGGCUACGGACAUAACAAGGGGCACAGCGUAGGGUAUGACGGCUAUGGCUUCGGGCGCCAUGGGGUCUUCAGCAAGGGGCACCAUAAGGGACACCACAAGGGGCACGGCUACCAAGGCCCUGUGUUCGGGUUCGGACCUCCCCGGCCGCUGGAAACUUCGAGCGGGUACGGACCGCCGAAGCCGUUCUCUGGCUACACUGGCGGCUCCGCCGAAUACGGGACAGAUGCAUCUCCGCUGUGCGCGCUGGCGCUGGUGGCGCCACCUGCCACCAGCUCCGCCGAAUACGAGACAGAUGCAUCUCCGCUGUGCGCGCUGGCGCUGGUGGCGCCACCUGCCCACAGUCAGCUGCAGGUCUCAGCCAGCCCGGUGCUCAGUGCGCCGCCAGCCCCGACGGCGUCCGUGCCAGCGCCAGAGCCGCCCCCGAUGGAGGUCCGGUGCCUGCUCGCGUGCGUCCUGCUGGCGGUGCUGCUCCGGCCCGCCGGCGCCGCCGAGCGCGUCAUGAGAGAGUGGCGCCGCGACAGAGCGCCCAAACUCUUUGGUGACAAGGUGGCCGGCUGGCAGCUGGACGCCCGCUCGCCGAAGGUGCAGCGCAAGCUGACACACUUCCACAACCGCUUCAGGAGCCGCGUGAAGCCCCGCGCCGCCAACAUGCUCAAGAUGAGCUGGCACAGGGGUGCCGCCAAGGACGCCCAGGUAUGGGCUGAGGAAUGCCAGCUGUUGGUACACGCCAAUGAUACGGGCAGGUGGCAACAGAACUUCGGUGCUUGCGGCCAGAACAUCUUCGUCUCAACGCACAAAGUGCCGUGGUACUUUGCCAUUAAGAGCUGGUUCUUGGAGAAGGACAUCUUCCGGUUCGGUUCAAGCAAGAACAACCUUACGGAAGUCGGUCACUACACCCAGAUGGUAUGGUACUCCACGCAUAAGGUGGGGUGCGCAUGGACCUUCUGCAAGAACGCCAAGCCCACUCCGUACUACAACUACGUCUGCAACUACUGCCCCACCGGCAACUACGUGGAGCGUCUGGGUCGGCCGUACCAGCCAGGCCGGCCCUGCAGUCGCUGCCGGCGCUCCUGCAACAGCAAGAAGCGGCUGUGCACCAACUCGUGCCCGUGGUCGGAUCGUUGGAGCAACUGUGCCCAGCUGCGCCGGCUGGACAGAAACUGGACGUGCCGGACGCGCGGUAAACCGGCCCGCGCCUGCCGCGCCACCUGCCGCUGCCACAACCGGGUCCACUGA
Messenger RNA from Pollicipes pollicipes, 1680 nucleotides. RefSeq lists its product as uncharacterized. The transcript is spliced from 8 exons. Gene Ontology annotation, cellular component: extracellular region. NCBI's taxonomy places the organism in Eukaryota, Metazoa, Arthropoda, Thecostraca, Pollicipedomorpha, Pollicipedidae. The record is from RefSeq and is a predicted model, not a curated record. The coding region runs from base 1 to 1680 and encodes 559 amino acids.